CCACUCCUAUGCUUUGCCAUUUUCUCCCACCUUAAGCCCCUCUUCACUCUGGGGCCAUGAAAAGCCCUUCCCAAUGCAAUCCCACCCCUGCUUUGCUUUACAUCAUGGCAAAUUGUGUUCCCUUUCCUCUGGCACCUGUUUCCGCCAAAGGGAGCCUGUAAUCCCCUUUUGCUAAGCCCUUCCUCCCCAACUGGAGGAAACCUCCCUGGGGCACUAGGUGAGCUGGCCAAUCAGAGAGGCACAAAGGGCAGGGCCAGACUGGCUGAGUGACAAAUACCGAGGAGCAUAGCUGCCUGACACUCUGGAGCAGCCAGUCAAUGAGCCGAGAUCUCUUGAGUGAUCAACACCUGCUUCACCUCGGCACCAGCAGCAGAUCCACCCAGCCCCAAGAAGCAGAGAGAGCAACAGGAAGCAAAGGAGUUGCAAGGGGUUAGCAGUUAUCCUCCUUGUACCCAGGGCAGAUUGCCAUUCCUUUUAGGCUAAGAUGCAAGCAGCUGGUCCCAGCGCAGGCACAGUUCGUGAGUUCUAGUUACUGUCACAAGAACUACGUGGCAACAAAAGCACCUCCUCUGCUGUAUCUUGCUACCUACCACACUUGGGUUCUUCAUGGCUCCCACCUACAGCCCCCAGGGCAGCUGGACUCCUCUGGCCACGCUGGCCUUACUAUGGACUUCUUUGGCCUGGAUCGAGGGAAAGCCUGCAUGUCCUUCCUGUAGGGUGCCGCCUCUGGAGCCCAAUGCUGAGAAAGCCUUUCUGGUCGAAUUAGCCAAGCAGCAGAUCCUGCAGAAACUAAACUUGAGCGAGAGGCCCAACAUCACCCACCCUGUGCCACGUGGGGCAGUGGCCAAUGCCCUACGCCGCCUGCACCUGGGCAAAGCUCGGAUGGACAGACUUGGGCACUUCCCCGGCUGGCAGAACCCCGAGCCUGAUGAACAGGGGUACGAGAUCAUUAGUUUUGCAGAGACAGAGCCCUCCGGGGUCCUGCAGUUCCAGCUGACACAUCCGAAAGGCCAAGACAUGCACAUCCUCCAGGCCGAGCUGUGGCUGUACCUCAAGGCUCACCAAAACAUCACGCUGCAGGUCUACCUGGCAGGGCAGCAGCGAGUGGCCCUUGGGGAGCGGCAGCAGCUGGAGAGCAAAGGCAGCAGCUGGCACACUUUCUCCCUCAUGCCAGAUAUGCAGAGCAUCCUUGAGCGUGAGGAGACGGCGCUGUGCCUGGAGCUGCAGUGUGAAGGCUGCCACCCCAGCAUUGACUCUUUGCUGACUGCUACUGGCAGCUCCCAACAGCCCUUCUUGAUGGUUAAGGCCAAGAUACGGGAGCCCGGCCACCGGGUAGCUAAGCGCAGCCUGAGCUGCGACCAGAACUCUGACCUGUGCUGCAGAAAAGACUAUUACGUAGACUUUCGGGACAUUGGUUGGAAUGACUGGAUCUUUAAGCCAGAAGGUUAUCAGAUAAACUAUUGCAUGGGUGAGUGCCCCAUGCACCUGGCUGGCUCACCUGGGGUAGCAGCCUCCUUCCACACAACUGUCUUCAACUUGGUCAAAGCCAACAACAUCCAGACUGCUGGCCGUUCUUGCUGCGUCCCCACACAGCGACGGCCCCUUUCUCUGCUCUACUUUGAUCCCAAUAGCAACCUCAUAAAGACAGACAUUCCUGACAUGGUUGUUGAUGCUUGUGGUUGCAGCUAAGAAAGGAUUCUAGCCACAGGGAAAGCUGAGAGGGGCAGAACAGAAGAUGUAAGACAUUUCCCACUACUCCUAUUCAUGGGCAUAGCCAGGAUUUUUGUUGUGGGGGGGGGCAGGACUUUGUUAGGGGG
Molecule: messenger RNA, 1817 nt
Organism: Lacerta agilis (Sand lizard)
Lineage: Eukaryota; Metazoa; Chordata; Lepidosauria; Squamata; Lacertidae
Gene: INHBE
Product: inhibin subunit beta E
Exons: 2
Coding region: 607-1689 (360 amino acids)
Biological process (GO): BMP signaling pathway; SMAD protein signal transduction
Cellular component (GO): extracellular region
Molecular function (GO): hormone activity; growth factor activity; cytokine activity
Source: RefSeq, a predicted model, not a curated record